GCAACACAAAAACCCUUAAACCCUAGUAUCCUCUCUUCCCCGCCUCACCAAGAGAAGCAAAGGGGAAGGAAGAAAGAGACCCAGUUGGCAUGGCGCUCUACUUGCUGUACGAGUCGGCCUCCGGGUACGGCCUGUUCCACGCCCACGGCUUGGACGAAAUCGGGCAGAAUACGGAGGCGGUCCGGAAUUCCGUCAAGGAUCUUAACCGCUUCGGAAAAGUUGUGAAGCUCGUCGCUUUCAACCCCUUCGAGUCCGCUCUGGAUGCUCUCAAUCAAUGCAACGCCGUUUCUGAAGGGCAAAUGACAGAUGAGCUAAGGAACUUCCUGGAACUUACUCUCCCAAAAAUUAAGGAUAGUAAGAAGGCUAAGUUCAGUCUUGGGCUUGCAGAGCCUAAGCUUGGUUCGCAUAUAUUUGAAGUAACUAAGAUUCCUUGUCAAAGCAAUGAAUUUGUUCUAGAGCUUCUGCGUGGAGUGCGAUUGCAUUUUGAGAAGUUUAUUGAAAACCUAAAGGCAGGGGACCUGGAGAAAGCCCAGCUGGGUUUGGGCCACAGCUAUAGCAGAGCAAAGGUCAAGUUCAAUGUUAAUCGGGUUGACAAUAUGGUUAUUCAAGCAAUAUUCUUGCUUGAUACUCUUGAUAAAGAUGUAAAUACAUUCUCAAUGAGAGUUAGAGAAUGGUAUUCCUGGCAUUUCCCAGAACUUGUGAAAAUUAUUAAUGAUAACUAUCUAUAUGCCAAACUGGCAAAAUUUAUUGAGGACAAAUCCCAGCUAUCUGAGGAUAGCUUACCAGCCUUGACUGAAACAGUUGGAGAUGAAGAUAAAGCAAAGGAAAUAAUUGAAGCUGCAAAAGCAUCCAUGGGACAUGAUUUGUCUCCAAUUGAUUUGAUUAAUGUCAAGCAGUUUGCACAGAGAGUAAUGGAUCUUUCUGAGUAUAGGAAGAAGCUCUAUGAUUAUUUGGUUGCCAAGAUGCAUGACAUUGCACCAAAUUUAGCUGCUCUUAUUGGUGAAGUUGUUGGAGCUCGCUUAAUCUCUCAUGCUGGUAGUCUUACAAACCUUGCCAAAUGCCCGUCUUCUACCCUCCAGAUACUUGGUGCUGAGAAGGCACUAUUUAGGGCCUUGAAGACCAAAGGAAACACACCCAAGUAUGGUCUUAUUUUUCAUUCUUCUUUCAUUGGUCGUGCUUCUGCCAGAAACAAAGGGCGAAUGGCUCGUUAUCUUGCAAACAAGUGCUCUAUUGCUUCACGCCUAGACUGUUUCUUAGAUAACAAUACUACAUCCUUUGGAGAGAAACUCCGUGAACAAGUUGAGGAGCGACUUGACUUUUAUGAUAAGGGUGUUGCGCCGCGUAAAAACAUAGAUGUGAUGAAAGCUGCUAUUGAAAAUUUCCAAAGUAAAGAUGAGUCUAUGGAUGUGGAUACAGCACCCAGUCAAGCUUCCACAAAGAAGAGCAAGAAAAAGAAAUCCAAAGCUGUGGAGGAUGGUGAACCCAUGGAAGAAGAUGAACUUGUUAAUACAAAUGGCGAUGCAUCUGAAGAACCCAAAAAGAAGAAACGGAAGGAGCGAAAAGCAGAAGAGGAGCAAAACAACACAGGAGCAGAAAAUGCACAUGUUUUGAAUGGAACUGGCACGGAGGAUGGAAAGACAAAAAAGAAGAAAAAGAAGAGUAAGGAUGAGGGAGAGGAAGUUCAACCAGCUACCGAAGGUAAAAAGAAAAAGAAGAAGUCCAAGUCUGAAAAUGAAGACUGAAUGAAUGAUACUAGUGUGAGAUUGCAACCAGUGCCAGUUAUCUCUUCAGAUUUGCUUGCUAGCUUUCUCACAUUUUUGAAUGACUCAAAUCUGAAAGGCCAUGCCUGUAUGUUGUAGGAUUUCUCUGUUCUAGGGAAUUUUGUCAUUGUUAGAGACCCCUACUUGAAUGUGUUUUCAUCAGUAACUGUGCUAUGUUGCACUGUAUUCCAAAUACUCUUUUUAAAAAAUGCAACAACUCUAUUUCAUUUGCUUUACAA
Messenger RNA from Ipomoea triloba (trilobed morning glory), 1999 nucleotides. Its product is annotated as nucleolar protein 56-like. Bases 90 to 1742 code for a protein of 550 amino acids. The record is from RefSeq and is a predicted model, not a curated record. The transcript is spliced from 8 exons. Gene Ontology annotation, molecular function: snoRNA binding. Gene Ontology annotation, cellular component: small-subunit processome; box C/D methylation guide snoRNP complex. NCBI's taxonomy places the organism in Eukaryota, Viridiplantae, Streptophyta, Magnoliopsida, Solanales, Convolvulaceae.